CUGAGUAGGAAAGAUGGGGAGAACAACAGGGAGAAAUAAAGAUUUUUGAUUUGGGACACGUUAAGUCUGAAGUCUGUUAGACACUAAAUGAAGCUUCCAGUUGGCAACUGGGUUCCUUGGUCUGGUGCUCAGGGAAGAGGGGCCAGAGUAUCUGAAGAGUCACCUGCCCAGUUGUGUGUCUCCUCUGCCACCUCACAGCACUGCCCUCUUUGUGCUUCCCCCACAGGGUCCUAGCUGUUACACUGAAAUGAACCCCCAGCACGCCUCCAUCUGCCAUGGCCACCCUUAACGCAUCCUUUACCACUGGCACCACUCCAUCCCCUGGACACGAUGCCCCAUCCCUGCCUCCGGACAUUUCCUCCCCCAGCACCCCCUCUGAUUCUGUCACCAAAGAUCCCCCUGCUGCCCCCUCCAACUCUGACAGCAUGAGGCCCUCGGAGCCAGGGGGACAGCCCCUGGAGUCAGGCUGUGGCCUUGUCCCACCAAAGGAGAUUGGGGAGCCCCGGGAAGAGCCUGGCUGUGGUGGCUUCCCACCAAAGGACCUGGGGGUGGGAGAAGACAAGGAGCAGGAGGAGGAAGGAGGGCUCCCUCCUGUGGACCUACGUAACCACUUACUCUUCACAGCUGGUGGUGAGGCCUGCCUAGUGGCCAAGCUGUCCCUGCCAGGUGCCAGUGAACUCCUGUUACCAAAGGGCUUUUCCUGGGGUGAGGGGGGCAUCAAGGAAGAGUCCAGCCUGUCCCUCCUUGCCCACUCACCCCCUGCACACCUCACUGUCCUUCAUAUCCAACAUGGCUUUGACCCGAUCCAAGGCUUUAUCUCUUCUGACCAAAUUCUGUCCCACGAUACCUCAGUGCCAUCUCCGGCCGCCUAUGAGGGAAGGGAUGGAGUCUUCUGGAGCUACCAGCUGGCUCCAAACCCCCCCGGAGAUCCCAAAGACGGCCCCAUGGGGAGCAGGGCGGGAGACCACAGGGCCCUCUUCUGGCUCUGCCUCCUGUGCCGCCUGGGUUUCAGCAGGCCCUGGGCCUUCAUGGGCCACACACAGUCUCACGGGGUGAAGCUAACCCCUAUCCAACACCAGGGCCUGCCAGGCAACCCAGCCGUGCUCCAGGAGGGGGACAAGGGCUGCGUGGCCCUCCUAAGCUUUCUGGAACCAAAAUCACCUACUUGCUCCCCUUUGAAAAUAGCCCUUGACAACAGCAGCACAGUGAACAUGGAGGCGAAUAUAGACCAGGCUGAGGAUGGCCCCCCUGAGGCAGAAGCCCAGGCCCCUGUCCUGUCCGCAGAAGAUGUCAUGGCCCUCAGCCCACCCUCCCCCUCCACAACCCUGGUCACCUGGGACUCCAGCCCAACCCAAGCCAAAGACUUGCCAAUGGCAGCCGGCGAGGCAGGGCCAGAUUGGUUCCAUGAGAGGCAAGAAGAGGAUGGAGGGCUCUGCCCCCGACUCAACCAAAGCUCAUCCACCUCCAAGGAUGGGGGCACUCUCCCUGCCCCAGUGGGCUCCCCUGAAGACCCCAGUGACACACCCCAGCCCUUCCGCCUGGCUGACGACUACACCCCAGCCCCUGCAGCCUUCCAGGGCCUUAGCCUGUCUAGCCACAUGUCUCUGCUCCACUCGCGCAAUUCCUGCAAAACACUCAAGUGUCCCAAAUGCAACUGGCACUACAAGUACCAGCAGACCCUAGAUGUACACAUGCGGGAAAAGCACCCGGAGAGCAACAGUCACUGCAGCUACUGCAGCGCAGGGGGCGCCCACCCCCGCUUGGCCCGGGGAGAGAGCUACAACUGCGGCUACAAGCCCUACCGCUGUGACGUCUGCAACUACUCCACCACCACCAAGGGCAACCUUAGCAUCCACAUGCAAUCCGACAAGCACCUGGCCAACUUGCAAGGCUUCCAGGCGGGGCCCGGGGGGCAGGGAAGUCCCCCGGAGGCCUCACUCCCACCCUCUUCAGGAGACAAGGAGCCCAAGACCAAAUCAUCCUGGCAGUGCAAGGUGUGCAGCUAUGAGACCAACAUCUCUCGAAACCUGCGCAUCCAUAUGACCUCCGAGAAGCACAUGCAGAAUGUCCUCAUGCUGCACCAGGGGCUGCCGCUGGGCCUGCCACCUGGGCUGGUGGGGCCAGGCCCCCCUUCCCAGACAGGAGCUGCCCCCACCACCCCCUCUGAGCUCUUCAAGUACUUUGGACCGCAGGCCCUAGGGCAGCCUCAGGCACCCUUGCCUGGCCCUGGGCUGAGGCCAGAUAAGCCCCUGGAAGCUCAGCUGCUGCUCAAUGGCUUUCACCACCUCGGAGCGUCUGCCCGCAAGUUCCCCACACCUGCCCCUGGCAGCCUCUCCCCGGAUGCCCACCUGCCUCAAAGUCAGCUCCUGGGCUCCUUGUCUGACAGCCUGUCCACCUCACCACCCCCAGAUGACAGCCCAUCCCUGAAGGUGUUCCGCUGUCUGGUGUGCCAGGCCUUCGGCACAGACAGCCUGGAGCUGCUGCUCUACCACUGCAGUGUGGGCCGCAGCCUCCCAGAGGCCGAGUGGAAGGAGGUGGCUGGUGACACCCACCGCUGCAAGCUCUGCUGUUACGGCACCCAGCUCAAGGCCAACUUCCAGCUCCACCUCAAGACUGACAAACAUGCUCAGAAGUACCAGCUAGCAGCCCACCUGAGGGAGGGGGGUGGGGCCAUGGGCACCCCCUCCUCCGUGCCCCUGGGAGAUGGGGCUCCUUAUGGGUCUGUCCCUCCUCUGCACUUGCGCUGCAAUAUAUGUGACUUUGAGUCCAACAGCAAGGAGAAGAUGCAGCUACAUGCCCGGGGUGCGGCCCAUGAAGAAAAUAGCCAUAUCUAUAAGUUUCUGCUGGAGAUGGAGGGGGCAGCGGCUGGGGCUGAGCUGGGGCUGUUCCGCUGCCUGCUGUGCACAUGGGAGACGCCCUCGCGCCUGGCAGUGCUGCAGCACCUCCGUGCACCAGCGCACCGUGACGCCCAGGCCCAGCAGCGGCUGCAGCUGCUACAGAGUGGCCCUGCAGCUGAGGAAGGGCUCGCAGCUCUUCAGGGCAUCCUGAGCUUCAGCCAUGGGCAGCUCCGGACUCCUGGGAAGACUUCUGCCACCCCCUUACCUGAGAAAGAUGCCCCAAACAAGAUGGAACAACUGGCUUCUGAAGAGGCGGAGAACAAGACUGACCUUGCUGGAGAUAGUGCUAACCAGACCACGGCGUUCUGCUGUCCCUACUGCAGCUUCCUGAGCCCAGAGUCUGACCAGGUGAAGGCUCAUGCACUCUCCCAACAUGCACUGCAGCCUAAGUACAGGUGCCCGCUGUGCCAGGAGCAGCUGAUGGGUCGGCCCGCCCUGCAGUUCCACCUUAGCCACCUUCACAACGUGGUGCCUGAGUGUGUUGAGAAGCUGCUGCUUGUGGCCACGACUGUGGAGAUGACCUUUACGACCAAGGUGCUGCCAGGGCCUACUCUAAGCCCUCUGGGAAAUGACCCAGAUCCCCCUGUUCCUGGGCCAGAGCCUGUGCCCAGUACAGACCAGACAGUAGAAGGCCCUCACCUGACCCCGGAAACCAGUCCUGAUCCUCUUCCUGAGCCUCCCACACCCUCAGCUGAGGCCCCUGACAAGCCCAUGGGAAGCCCUGACCAGCCCCCUUCUCCAGUCCCUCAGCUUGAUGCACCAGCUGAAGAAAUGGCUCCUCCUCCCACCAUGGCUGAGGAGGAAGAGGGGAUGGUUGGGGAGCCCCACCCUGCAGAGCCAGCUCCACCUGACUCUCGCCACCCUCUGACCUAUCGGAAGACCACUAACUUUGCCCUGGACAAGUUUCUUGACCCUGCACGGCCCUAUAAGUGCACUGUGUGCAAGGAGUCCUUCACGCAGAAGAAUAUCCUCUUGGUCCAUUAUAACUCUGUCUCCCACCUGCACAAGAUGAAGAAGGCUGCCAUUGACCCCUCUGGCCCUACCAGAGGAGAAGCUGGUGCCUCACCUACCACUGCUGCGGCCACCGACAAGCCCUUUAAAUGCACAGUCUGCCGAGUCUCCUACAACCAGAGCUCCACCCUGGAGAUUCACAUGCGCUCAGUUCUGCACCAGACUCGCUCUCGAGGGGCCAAGACUGACGCCAAGGCUGAGGGGCCAGAGCGUGGCCAAGAAGAGCCCAAGGAAGGGGAGGCUGAGGGGGAGGUGGGCGCUGAGAAGAAGGGCCCUGACUCCAGUGGCUUCAUAUCUGGCUUGCCUUUCCUGUCCCCUCCCCCACCUCCCCUGGACCUGCACGGGUUCCCAGCCCCCCUCUUUACCCCACCGGUCCUGCCCCCCUUCCCUCUGGUGCCCGAAUCACUGCUUAAGCUCCAGCAGCAACAGCUGCUCCUGCCCUUCUACCUCCAUGACUUCAAGGUGGGGCCCAAGCUGGCUCUGGCUGGGCCUGCACCCCUCUUGUCCUUGCCAACUGCCACCCCUCCUCCCCCACCCCCACAGGCUGAGCUUUCUGAGCCAGAGUGGGAGCGACCCCCCAUGGCUGAAGAGGGGAAUGAGGUAGGGCCCAUCUCACCCCUACACCCAAUGCCCAAUGAAGCAGCCCGCACUGCAGCCAAAGCCCUUCUUGAAAACUUCGGCUUUGAGCUGGUGAUCCAGUAUAAUGAAGGGAAGCAGGCUGGGCCCCCUCCCCCAGCCCCACCCCCACUGGAGGCCCUGGGGGGUGGGGACAAGCUGGCCUGUGGGGCCUGUGGUAAACUCUUCUCUAAUAUGCUUAUCCUCAAGACACAUGAGGAGCAUGUCCACCGCCGCUUUCUGCCCUUUGAGGCCCUGAGCCGUUAUGCUGCUCAGUUUCGAAAGAGCUAUGAUAGCCUCUAUCCACCCCCUGCAGAGCCCCCCAAACCUCCUGAUGGGUCUUUGGAUUCACUUGCUCCCCAGCUGGGCCUUCCCUUCCUGGUCCCAGAGCCUGAUGCAGGGGUGGUGCGUCCUGCUGAGGAGCGAAGCCGGGCGGGAGGACUCUGGCCCCCAGAGGAGGAAGAAAUCUCCAAAGGAAAUCUUCUCCCACUAGUGCCACCAGGCCGCCGGUUCUCCAGAACCAAGUUCACAGAGUUCCAGACCCAGGCCCUGCAGUCUUUCUUUGAGACCAGUGCCUACCCCAAGGAUGGAGAGGUGGAGCGGCUCGCAAGUCUUCUGGGCCUGGCUAGCCGUGUAGUGGUAGUGUGGUUCCAGAAUGCCCGCCAGAAAGCACGCAAAAAUGCCAUUGAGGCUGGGCCUGUGCCAACAGGUGUUGGGGGAGCCUCCAGCUGCAGGCGCUGCCAUGCCACCUUCUCCUGUGUUUUUGAGUUGGUACGGCACCUCAAGAAAUGCUAUGACGACCAUCCCCCUGAAGAAGAGGAGGAAGAAGCAGAGAGAGGGGAAGAUGAAGAAGAGGUAGAGGAGGAAGAUAUAGAAGAGGAACCCCUAGCAGGGCCCGACGGCCCCUCCCUAGAACCUCCAGACAGGGAAGAGCCAAGCCAAGCAGAGGCAACAAAGCCAGGAGGCAAAGAGCCAGAAGGGAGGGCCAUCCCUCCCUCACCUUCCCUAGUCCAAACCUGUGACCAGUGCACCAUGUCUUUCCCCAGCCAGGACCUCCUGACCAGUCACCGCCGGCUACACUUCCUGACAUCUGUGCAGCCCAGUGCUGCCCCCCACCUCCUGGAUCUGCCUCUGCUGGUGUUUGGAGAGCGAAACCCCCUGGUGGCAGGCACACCACCAGUGCCAGGACCACCCCUUAAACGGAAACAUGAUGAUGGCAGCCUGUCUCCCACAGGCAGUGAAGCAGGGGGUGGAGGGGAGGGCGAGCCCCCCAGGGACAAGCGCCUGCGAACCACCAUCCUGCCAGAGCAGCUAGAGAUCCUGUACCGUUGGUACAUGCAGGACUCCAACCCAACGCGCAAGAUGCUCGACUGCAUCUCCGAGGAGGUGGGGCUCAAAAAGCGAGUGGUGCAGGUCUGGUUCCAGAAUACCAGGGCCCGGGAGAGGAAAGGCCAGUUUCGAAGUACCCCCGGGGGGAUGCCCAAUCCAGCAGUCAAGCCCUCUGUCACACCUGCCUCUGCAGCCUUCCCCAAGUUCAACCUCUUGUUGAGCAAGGUAGAUGAAAGGACUGGGAGGGAGGCCCCAAAGAGGGAGGCACCUGCUUUUCCCUAUCCCCCAGUCACCCCUGCUGCCAGGCCCCUACCCUUCCUACCGCCUGGGAAGGAGGCCCCCAUCCCAGUGCCAGAGCCACCUUUACCUCUCCCACCUCCCCUCCAACCCAGUGAGGAUGAGGGCCCAGAGGAACUGACUAAAGCAUCUCCAGAGAUCGAGGCUUGCAGUCCAUCUGCAGGGGAUCUAAGUGAUUCAUCUGCUUCCAGUCUGGCCGAACCAGAGUCCCCUGGGGCUGCAGGGAACAGUGGGGGACCAGGAAGUGGGGCUGGGGUUCCAGAUGGAAUGGGGCAGCGGCGCUACAGGACCCAGAUGAGCAGCCUACAGUUGAAGAUCAUGAAAGCCUGCUAUGAAGCCUACCGCACCCCCACCAUGCAGGAGUGUGAGGUGCUGGGGGAGGAGAUUGGGUUGCCCAAGAGAGUCAUCCAGGUCUGGUUCCAGAAUGCUCGUGCCAAGGAAAAGAAGGCCAAACUGCAGGGGGCAGCUGCUGGUGGGGCAGGGGGCAGCAGUGAGGGCCCCUUGGGAGCCCAGCGCACCAACUGCCCCUACUGUGAUGUCAAGUAUGAUUUCUAUGUCUCCUGCCGAGGCCAUCUCUUCUCCCGCCAGCACCUGGCCAAGCUGAAGGAGGCAGUCCGAGCCCAGCUGAAGAGUGAAAGCAAGUGCUACGACUCAGCCCCAGCACUGGAGACACCCCAGGCCCCCAAGGCCCCACCUGCUGCCACACCCGCCUCUCUGCCCCUCAGGGCUGCCCCAGCCCUGCCUCGCCUGGCCCCAGUUCUUUUGUCUGGCCCAGCUCUGGCCCAGCCUCCAGUGGGUGGCUUAGCUCCUUUCAAUUCAGGUGAUGGCUGAUCCUUCAUCACUCCUCUCACCUCCCCAGGCCCCCUCGGCCUUGCCGCUCCGGUCCUGCCUACUACCACAGUGGUCCAGACUGCUGGCCCAGGCUGCCCCUUACCUCAGAGACCCAGGCCCGACCAACCCAACACCUCCACAGCUGCCACCACUGACCCUGCCCCGGGGCCACCUACUGAGCCCUCUGGGGACAAGGUCUCUGGUGAGCGAAAGCCAGUUACAGUCCCCACCAACUCCUCCACUGAUGCCUUCAAGAACUUCAAAGCAUUGAAGGCCACUGUCCCAGCCCUGUUGGGGGGCCAAUUCCUGCCCUUCCCGUUGCCCCCUGCAGGGGGAACCACACCACCAGCUGUCUUUGGCCCCCAGUUACAGGGGGCCUACUUCCAACAGCUCUAUGGCAUGAAGAAGGGGCUAUUUCCCAUGAACCCUGUGAUACCUCAGACCCUCAUUGGACUGCUCCCCAGUGCCCUCCUCCAGCCCCCAGAGCCCACAGCCACGGCACCUCCAAAGCCUCCAGAACUGCCUGCUGCAGGGGAUGGGGAGGCUGAUGAGCUGCUGACAGGCAGCACUGGCAUCUCUACCGUGGAUGUGACCCACCGCUACCUGUGCCGCCAGUGCAAGACGGCAUUUGAUGGGGAGGCCCCAGCCACUGCUCACCAGAGGUCCUUCUGCUUCUUUGGGCGGGGCUCUGGGGGCUCCGCGCCCCCCCCACUGCGGGUGCCCAUCUGCACUUACCACUGCCUGGCGUGUGAGGUGCUGCUAAGUGGGCAUGAAGCCCUGGCCUCCCACCUGCGCUCCUCGGCCCACAGGCGCAAGGCGGCCCCACCCCCAGGGGGCCCACCUGUCACCAUCACCAACGCCGCCACUGCUGCCUCAGCUGCUGUGGCUUUUGCCAAAGAGGAAGCAAGAUUACCUCACACGGACUCCAACCCAAAAACUACUACUACCUCUACACUUCUAGCUUUAUGAACAGAUAAACCAAGAUGGGAGGAGCGGGGAGGGCCUCAGGGCUCCCUCUCUUCCCCCAAGGGGUGUUUGAUGGGAGCACAAGUCCCUCACCCCCACCCUUGGCUCUGCCCACCUCACAGGACUCUCAGUUCCUGCCCUCAGUGGGCUUCACACACCCCACUUCCAGCAGAGUCCUGCCUCCUCCCCUGCCCCAGACACAGACUGAUCCUCCAUGGCUCCUUGCCCCAGAAUUUCAGGCACCAUCCCUUCCUGCCACCCUGAUGAUUCAUCACGUCCGCCCUGCCCACCAUACACAAAAUCUUCCUCAUUCCAUCUUCCUACACCUCUUCCCCACUGAAUCCCCCGUCGCUGCAACUUUCAUAAACACAUGCAAGUACAUGUUAUCCCAUGUUGUUCCACUGACUGAGAAAACACCAAAAAAAAGGAAGAAAA
Manis pentadactyla (Chinese pangolin) is the source of this 8381-nucleotide messenger RNA. It is a transcript of the gene ZFHX2, whose product is annotated as zinc finger homeobox 2. The transcript is spliced from 9 exons. The record is from RefSeq and is a predicted model, not a curated record. Gene Ontology annotation, cellular component: nucleus. Gene Ontology annotation, molecular function: RNA polymerase II cis-regulatory region sequence-specific DNA binding; DNA-binding transcription factor activity, RNA polymerase II-specific; zinc ion binding. Gene Ontology annotation, biological process: regulation of neuron differentiation; brain development; regulation of transcription by RNA polymerase II. NCBI's taxonomy places the organism in Eukaryota, Metazoa, Chordata, Mammalia, Pholidota, Manidae.